AUGCUGUAUGUGCCGCUAUGGCUGCUGGGAUUUGAGUUGGUCUUUGCGGUGCUUGCUGACAGCACCUGCCAAUCGAAGCAUCACGAGGAUUGGCCAUCUGUGCAUCGACGAUUGUUGAGACUUUUGGAUGGGCAGGGCGGGACGGAAACCUUGGCUGACGAGCUGGACAGAGCAGCAUCGUCAUUUGCCGAAAGGGCUGUCCCUCGGUUGGAUGGCACGCUCGACACGGACUGCAUUCCCGGGCGAGUUUCCCUCGACCUCCUCCUGCUCUUAAGCCAGCAGAAUGGUCUGACGGAUGCCCACGAGAUUUGGAAGGAAGGUGGCCUGUUGGACUCCAAGAGAGACCUUCUGGCGGGAUGGCCAGCAGUCGCUCGAAGCGGCUGGCCCGUUUUCCGGCUGCUUCGUCUCUUACAGAACCGGGCGCAGGCGCAUGCAGCAGCACCACCCAUGACGGGAUGCCACGAGGAUGAGGAUGAAUUUGCGGCGACUAUGAUGAAGCAUGUGCGACAUCGCAAACCUCAGGAUGAGGCCUUGCUUGCCGCCAGUGCUAUGUUUGUCCUGAGCUCACGGAGCAGCCGAUGCCCGCUCUCAGUUGCAGCGGCAUACCUGUCCAGUGCCUGGGCUCGAUUUCCAGUGUUCGACGAGGAGACCGAGGAUCUUCUCGGCUUGGCCGAGAUGAAUAUGCGCAACAUCAGCUUGGCUAGACUUCUGACGACGCAGCACCCGUUGCUGGACAUGCUGGAUGACGUCGCCAGCUCCUACCAGGCUUUCUUAAUUGAUUCUGGAGCCCUCUACGUCGAUCUCAGGGACGAGAACAGCUCGCAGGCCGAGCCCCGAGUGGACUACACGCGCCACAUGAUGGUGACAGACGACUUCACUUCUAAGGCUGCGCCCGCAACUUGCCCGGAUGAUGCGCUGACUCCGUCAGGGCGUUGCAACAGCUUCGCGGCCUUGGGAAACGCUAUGUUGCCGUGGCAGGCGGGCAUUUCCCAGGAGGACACCGUGCGUGCGCUUCACGAGGAUGGCAUUCAGGCGCUGGUCUUCCGACUAGUUCAAAGCCACUCGGCCAGCGCGGAACUCCUACUCCUGGCCGUCCCAGAGGCUCUUGAGGCACACGAGCAGCUGGCAGACUGCGUCGCAGCUGCCAUCAUUGCGGCAAUAGAAGCUAUGUUGCCGGGGAUGCUAAGGCUAGAGAUGGUGGUCAGCCUUGGAAAUGAAGCUGUGUCACAACGGAGAUCGUAUUCGUGGAGCCCUCCUUAUGGUCGCCGACAGGAUGUGCCCCCGCCUGUGUUCAGCUUCUGCAGUGAUCGGAAGAAUUUUUGGGAUAUACCAUUGCCAAGCUCCCUCUGCUACCGCUUCCGACCACAUUGCAAGGGCAAGGCGCAAAACUUGCAUCCUGUGAGCGUCUGUGGAGACCUGAUGGUGGAGGACUCCGGAGAUAGCUCUGCCCUCUCCUGCAAGAGUUUCCGUCCAUCUCGUGCUCUGAAUGACGCCGCUGCCGCUGACAGGCUGAUGGCUUAUGGAGAACUCCUUCGCUACAGACGCUAUCAGCUGCUUGGCAUCUGGCAUCGACUUCAACAUGCCUUUGAUUUGUGGCAGCUCCACUGGGCCCUGGCCGUGAUCCUUAUUGUCGUGCUGCUCGUGGGGCUCUUCCGCUCUUACCGAAUCUUGAAACAGACUCAGCACCUCACCGUGGUGAGACAUGCCCCGGAGGGAAUGAGAAUCGUUGAGUGUGGUUCCUGCCACACGUCACAGUAUGUCAGUGCCCACGGACGUAUCUUUAUCUGCUGCAACUGCCACUGUGCCAAUCGGAUUCCGAUGGAGGCUACACGAGCAGAGGAGCUUACGGUGGCAGACGGGCCACUGAAGAAGUUCGAGUUCAAGAAAGGCGGUGAGAACUUCUGGCAGGCCAAAGUCAUUCAGAAGAGCAAAGCUAGAAAGCAGCCCCGGGAGAGAAGCACUCCGCUGCCAGAUCGCGAGCACUGGGAGGCCGUGCUGUCUGCCAAUUGGACGUGCUUGAAGGAGGCUCCAGACGCUGUGAAAGAUGAUCCUGUCUGCGUGCAAAUUGCCGCGAGACAAAGCUGGAAGGCGCUGGAGUACGCAUCCGAAGACAUCAAAAAUGAUCCAGUGGUGACACUGCCCGUCGUUCAGUCUUGUUGGUGGGCGCUAGAGUUUGUUGGACAAGACGUCCGACGAGACGAAGAAGUUGCCAUCGCUGCCUUACGCCAAAAUGCUCUAGCCUUCGAGUGCCUCUCCCACGAUCUGCGGCACGACCUCAUCAUUCUGCAAGAAGCAGUCCGUGUGGACGGAAAGGCGCUGAGAUUUGCAUCGAAGGAUCUAUUGGCAGAUCGCAAGCUUGUGGAAGACGCUGUUCGAAAUGCGGGUGGAGAGGCUCUCCGCUAUGCCGCUGAGGAGUUUGGCGAUGACCCAGACAUGGUGCUUCUGGCACUUCAGGCUCCUGCGGGCUCGGACAGAGCCUUGGCCUUCUCGAAGCGGUUGGCUGCGGAUCAUGGGUUUGUCCUCCAGCUUACGCAGAAGGAUGGCAUGGCCCUGCGCUAUGCUUCGGAGAGCUUGAAGGCGGACAUGUCAGUCGUUUUGGCGGCCGUGGAGCAGAAUGGCGAUGCUUUGCAAUUUGCUUCUGAUGACAUGCGCGACACGCGCAAGGUUGUGGAAGCAGCAGUGCAGCAGAACCCCAAAGCUUUGCGAUUCGCCUCCGAGAAGCUGCGCUCCGACGAAGACUUGGUCAAGCAGGUUGCCACGGUGGACGGCACCAUUCUGGAGUUUGCGGUAGAUCUUUGUGGCAACAGACGUGUGGCUGUGAAAGCUGUGGAGCAAUCAUGGGAAGCGCUUCGCUUCGAAGAGGUUGAUGGAGGCUUGCCUGCCAACUUGCUUCUGGAGGCUGUGAAGCAGGAUUGGAGAGCGGUUCAAGAGAUUCUCAAGAAAGAGCCGGAGGUCUCCGAGGAUCUUCUUCUCCAAAUGGCUACGACCAAUCCGGAGAUUGUGCGGGCAAGUCAGUUGCGCGGACAUCGCGUGAUAGCAAGGGCUGCCCUUGAAGUGAAUGGUAUGAUGCUGCACUAUCUACUGCCGCAUCUGAGAUCGGAUCUUGAACUGGCCGCUGCAGCCGUGCGCCAGAAUCCCGAUGCAUUGUCAGAGGCGCAUCCGGCGCUGCGCCAGGAGCCAACUUUGCGCAGCUUGCAGAAGGAGGGCUUCGCACGACGAGCACACACCGAGCUUCGGAGGGCCAAAGCUUUGAGGGAGGCCGAGGAAUUGAAUUGCUCCAGCGACUGUCAGUGA
Molecule: messenger RNA, 3294 nt
Organism: Symbiodinium sp. CCMP2456
Lineage: Eukaryota; Dinophyceae; Suessiales; Symbiodiniaceae
Source: the annotation of a GenBank genome assembly